AUGUUGGGCAACCCCACUCACAUGAUGGGCCACCCCACUCACAUGAUGGGCCACCCCACUCACAUGAUGGGCCACCCCACUCACAUGAUGGGCCACCCCACUCACAUGAUGGGCCACCACACUCACAUGAUGGGCCACCACACUCACAUGAUGGGCCGCCACACUCACAUGAUGGGCCACCACACUCACAUGAUGGGCCACCACACUCACAUGAUGAGCCACCACACUCACAUGAUGGGCCACCACACUCACAUGAUGAGCCACCACACUCACAUGAUGGGCCACCACACUCACAUGAUGGGCCACCACACUCACAUGAUGGGCCACCACACUCACAUGAUGGGCCACCACACUCACAUGAUGGGCCACCACACUCACAUGAUGGGCCACCACACUCGCAUGAUGGGCCACCACACUCACAUGAUGAGCCACCACACUCACAUGAUGGGCCACCACACUCACAUGAUGGGCCACCACAUGAUGGGCCACCACACUCACAUGAUGGGCCACCACACUCACAUGAUGGGCCACCACACUCACAUGAUGGGCCACCACAUGAUGGGCCACCACUGGACCACAAUAAGGUGUUUCAUCACGACCAACAGCGCCCCUGACCAAGAAGGUUUCAUCAAGACCAACUGCCCCCCUGACCCAGAAGGUGUUUCAUCAAGACCAGCAGCGCCCCCUGACCCAGAAGGUGUUUCAUCAAUACCCGCACCGCCCCCUAACCCAGAAGGUGUUUCAUCACGACCAACAGCGCCCCCUGACCCAGAAGGUGUUUCAUCAAGACCAACAGCGCCCCCUGGGCCAGAAGGUGUUUCAUCAAGACCAACAGCGCCCCCUGACCCAGAAGGUGUUCCAUCACGACCAACAGCGCCCCUGACCCAGAAGGUUUCAUCAAGACCAACUGCCCCCCUGACCCAGAAGGUGUUUCAUCAAGACCAGCAGCGCCCCCUGACCCAGAAGGUGUUUCAUCAAGAUCCGCACCGCCCCCUAACCCAGAAGGUGUUUCAUCACGACCAACAGCGCCCCUGA
Molecule: messenger RNA, 1035 nt
Organism: Physella acuta
Lineage: Eukaryota; Metazoa; Mollusca; Gastropoda; Physidae
Product: histidine-rich glycoprotein-like
Source: RefSeq, a predicted model, not a curated record